AUGGCCGCGGCCCCCGGCGGCCCGUGCGGCGCUAAGCCGUGCGCGGAGCGCUGCGCCGGGGCGGCCCCCCGGGGUUGGGAGGAGGGGGCGGCCCCCCGCUCCCGCUCCCCGCGCUCCCGCUCCCCGCGCUCCCGGUCCCGGUCCGUGGGUCGUGCCGUGGCGCUGGUGUCCGCCUGCUGCCUGGGCUUCGCCAACUCCCUCCCGGGCGAGUUCGUGCACGACGACGUGUGGGCCAUCGUCCGCAACCCCGACCUGGCCCCCCCCCGGGACCGGCGGGACCCCCCCCCGGAACCGGGACCCCCCUCGGCGGGACCCCCCACGGGCCCCCCACCGGGCCCCCCCCCCGGCGGGACCCCGUUCGCCAACGACUUCUGGGGCCGGCCCAUGGACCACCCCGCCAGCCACAAGUCCUACCGGCCCCUCUGCACCCUCACCUUCCGGUUAAACAUAUAUUUGGCUGGCAAGAACCCGUUCUAUUUCCAUGCAGUGAAUAUCAUUUUACACUCUCUAGUGACCCUUGUGCUGAUGUACACCUGUGAUAAAGUGGUAUUUAAGAAUCGCGGACUUGCCUUUAUCACAGCGCUGCUCUUUGCCGUGCAUCCCAUCCACACAGAGGCAGUGACCGGUAUCGUAGGCCGAGCGGAUGUCUUAGCCUGUUUGCUCUUUCUGUUGGCCUUUCUCUCCUAUCACAGGAGCGUGGACAAGUAUUGCGUUGGGGAGAAUUUCCCUCCCACGGUCUCUCCUUUCUUCUUGCUGCUCAGUUUGUUUCUGGGCACUUGCGCAAUGCUGGUGAAAGAAACGGGGAUCACAGUGUUUGGAGUGUGUUUGGUGUACGAUCUCUUCUUCCUGUCCUUCAACAAGGCAAAAUUGAGCAACGGAGAAGCCCACCAGCGGAUUUCCCAGUGGCCUGCGCCUUCCCUCUCGUCCACGCAGCCAUUGUCCUCCUCUCACAAGGAGAAUGGGAAGCAGCGAUUUCCUCACAAAGGGGCCUGGAAUGCCUGCCAACCCCCACUGACCGAAGAGCAGAGGAGCAGUGGACUUCUGGUGUCCCGGAGAGCCUUGCGGGCCAUCCUGAGGUACUUGACAGCAAGCAGCAAUCAGAAUGUCCUGCACACCACAAGGCCAUUUUUAAAAAGAGCUGCUUUGGUCAUCAGCUAUGUGACUGUGAUUUUGUACUUUCGACUGAAGAUAAUGGGAGGUUCCAUGCCACUGUUUUCAGAGCAGGAUAAUCCAGCUUCGUUUUCACCUUACAUUCUGACAAGAUUUCUUACUUAUUCCUACCUCCUGGCCUUCAAUGCUUGGCUUCUGCUGGCUCCAAUUACUCUGUGUUACGACUGGCAGGUUGGAAGCAUUCCUUUGGUAGAAACGCUGUGGGACGUGCGGAAUUUAGCCACUCUUCUUCUGGUGGUGGUGCUGUCCUUACUGAGCUGGCAUUGCUUGGCGGCAUUUAAGAAACUGGAGCACAAGGAAGUGUUAGUUGGCUUGUUGUUCCUGAUUUUCCCUUUCAUCCCAGCCAGCAAUCUCUUCUUCAGGGUGGGAUUUGUGGUGGCGGAGAGAGUCCUAUACAUGCCUAGCAUGGGAUACUGCAUCCUGUUCGUCCAUGGACUAAAUAAACUCUCUAUGUGGCUAAAAAGAUGUGGAGUCACUGUCCUGACUGUGGCCACUUUAUUGCUGCUUUUGCUGUUCUCCUGGAAGACUGUGAAACAGAAUGAAAUUUGGUUGUCAAGAGAAUCUCUCUUCAGGUCAGGAGUGCAAACUCUGCCCCAUAACGCCAAGGUGCAUUACAACUAUGCCAACUUCCUGAAAGACCAAGGCCGCAAUGCAGAAGCCAUAUACCACUACAAAACUGCCCUCCAACUUUACCCUCGCCAUGCAAGCGCUCUGAACAAUCUUGGGACACUGACCAAAGACACAGCAGAAGCAAAGAAAUACUACCGGCAGGCCCUCCAGAUAAAUCCCCAGCACAACAGAGCUCUCUUCAACCUUGGAAAUCUACUCAAGUCCCAAGAAAAGAAAGAAGAAGCUAUCUUCUUGUUAAAAGAGUCUAUUAAAUUUGGUCCAGAGUUUGCUGAUGCUUAUUCAAGCCUAGCUUCACUGUUGGCUGAACAGGAGCGGUUUAAAGAAGCCGAGGAUGUGUAUCAGGCUGGGAUAGAGAAUUGUCCGGAGAGCUCGGAUUUACACAACAAUUAUGGUGUCUUUUUAGUGGAUGUGGGGGCUCCGGAACGAGCCGUGAAUCACUACCAGCAGGCCAUCGAGCUUAGCCCAAGUCAUCACGUGGCCAUGGUGAACCUGGGUAGGCUGUACCGCUCCUUGGGAGAAAGCAGAAUGGCAGAAGAGUGGUACAAACGGGCGCUGCAGGUGGGUCCGAGGGCCGAAAUCCUCUCCCCGCUUGGAGCCCUGUACUACAACACUGGCAGAUACGAGGAAGCGCUGCAGAUCUAUCGGGAAGCAACCGCACUUCAACCUUCAGCCAAGGAGAUUCGUCUGGCAUUGGCCCAGGUCUUGGCGAUGAUGGGUCAGACCAAAGAAGCAGAGAGGAUGACCGACCGCAUUGUGUCUGAGGAACGCGACUGUCUGGAAUGCUUUCGCCUUCUGUCGGCGAUCUACAGCGAGCAGGAGCGUUACGGCAAGGCCCUUGAAGCUAUUGAUAAAGCUCUCCAACUAAAACCAAAGGAUCCCAAAGUCAUAUCUGAGCUUUUUUUCACAAAAGGAAACCAACUAAGGGAGCAGAACCUACUUGACAAGGCGUUUGAGAGCUAUAAAGCAGCAGUGGAACUGAAUCCAAACCAAGCACAGGCCUGGAUGAACAUGGGAGGAAUCAAACACAUCAAGGGUGACUAUAUCUCUGCACGGGGUUAUUAUGAGAAAGCUUUACAGUUAGUCCCCAAGAGCAAGUUGCUUAAGGAGAAUCUGGCCAAAUUGGAUCGCUUAGAGAGACGAUUAAAUGAAAUGCCGGAGAAAGACCAGACCUAAUGGAACUCGGACGGAUGCUCCCGGGACGACGCUAGCAGCCCCGAGGAAGGGAGAGGGAGGGGAGGCUGAGGGGACGGUCGUCUGGCUUCAUUAUCGGGGAGGUUCAUGUUGGAUUUCAGUUGGAAACCCCAUCGCUCGGAGACCUACGACGUUUCUCUUGAUCGGAACGAACAUACGAGGAGUCGAGGAGGUAUUGACUGAAUUUCCUGGGGUUUCCCCUUGGUGUUAUUCCAAGCACGGUUUCAGAUGGGAGAUUGAAUUCCAUUUUUUUUUUUUUUUUGCUCCCCAAAAUAGCCAGGGCGUGGAGCGCUAUAGACAGCCAGGCACCCAACUAUGGUGGGGAGGGAAUCAGGGAAGGAGCGAGGUGUGGAGAAGACACAGGACAAGUUCAUAGGCCACAACAGACCACCCAGUCGGUGACCGAUGAGGAAGAAGAUUCCUACUUCCAUCUUUUACCCAAUCCUUCGCACGCUGUCUGCUGCCAAACCAGCAUCUUGGAGGCGGAAAGAGAGGUAUUAAGGAAAAAAGGAUGGCUGCGCCGUGACUCUUUUCAAAGCCUUACUGGGGUACAGAAGCCCCCCACUCUUGAUUUUCCCAUGCCCCCAUCCCUCUGUGUCUCAAAAGGAGAGAAAGCCGGAAUUACAUUAGGACCUCACCGUCUCUGAAAAAAUCAGAGGUUGGAGCAGACAGGACUCAAAAGGAAAAUGCCUUUGAAUGUUUUAGCCUCAUUAAAGGAUAAUCGUUUUCAUAACAGCUCUCUUCCAUGAUUUCCCUAAUAUUACUAAAAAUAAUUUAUCCACAGAGUUAUUUUUAUGUAAAAAAUAUCAUGCCAUAGAAAUAUUUAGCCUCCGAAA
Messenger RNA from Tachyglossus aculeatus (Australian echidna), 3827 nucleotides. It is a transcript of the gene TMTC1, whose product is annotated as transmembrane O-mannosyltransferase targeting cadherins 1. The coding region runs from base 1 to 2973 and encodes 990 amino acids. The record is from RefSeq and is a predicted model, not a curated record. Gene Ontology annotation, molecular function: mannosyltransferase activity; protein binding. Gene Ontology annotation, biological process: RNA processing; protein O-linked glycosylation via mannose. The transcript has 20 exons. Lineage: Eukaryota; Metazoa; Chordata; Mammalia; Monotremata; Tachyglossidae.